Molecule: messenger RNA, 3622 nt
Organism: Drosophila albomicans
Lineage: Eukaryota; Metazoa; Arthropoda; Insecta; Diptera; Drosophilidae
Gene: KCNQ
Product: potassium voltage-gated channel subfamily KQT member 1
Exons: 19
Coding region: 671-3502 (943 amino acids)
Biological process (GO): potassium ion transport; transmembrane transport
Cellular component (GO): membrane
Molecular function (GO): voltage-gated potassium channel activity
Source: RefSeq, a predicted model, not a curated record
CAAGUAUCACAGACGACGCUGCUCUGUUCACACGCUCUGUUCGGGCAACGCUGCUCUGCUCUGUUCGCUGUUGUUGCCUGUGUUCUGUUGCGUUAGCCAGUUUAUUCGCAAUCGCAGCAACGUGCAAGGCGGCCGCGCGUGAUAAUAUUCUCAAGUUCAAUACAAGUAUUUUCGGCAUGCGUUAAGAAGAAACGAAGGCGCGUAAGGCGAACAGCCAACAGCCAACGGCAAACAACAACAAAUUGAGCAAUAAAUACAAAACAAAUGCAAAUGCGACGCGUGUAUGAGUUUUUACGAGUGCAUUAGUAUGUGUAACUGUGUCUGUGAGUGAGUGUGACAAAAAAAAAUAAAAACAACGCGCUGAUUAAAGGCUUAUUUCGGCUUUAACCAAAUCAACAACAGCAACAACAAUUGCACCAGCAACAUAAAAUAUUCCCAAAAAAAAAAGAAACCGGCGCAAAAGACGCUAAAGCAACAAUUCAACAAAUCUCAACAACAACAACACAAAAUUAAUAAUCAUCAUAAAAAAGAAAAACAACAACAAAUACAAAUAUAGAUUUUUGCUGAUAUUGCAAGCAGUUCAGCAAAAAGGUGCGAGUUUAAUCAUAUUAAACAAAAGAAAUGUAGACCGGCGGGACCAACAAAAUCGCAACAAUUUCUGCAACCGCGAAUGUCACUCCUAGGGAAGCCGCUCAAUUAUAAUCGCGGCACACAUCGCCGCGAUGCGCGCUACCGGCGGAUGCAAAGUCGACUCUACAAUUUCCUGGAGCGACCGCGGGGCCUGCAUGCAAUAUUCUAUCAUGUGAUGGUUUUUCUGAUGGUGUUCACAUGUCUCGCACUGAGCGUGUUUUCCACCAUCAAGGAGUACGAGGAGGACGCUGUGUAUAUAUUAUUUCGCAUGGAGAUCAUAGUCGUCAUCUGGUUCACCAUGGAGUUCGGAGCGAGACUUUGGUCUUCGGGCUGUCGCUCCCGCUACCAAGGAACACUGGGGCGACUCAAGUUUAUCAAGCAACCAUUUUGUAUUAUAGAUAUUAUCACCAUAUUAGCCUCAAUUGUAGUAUUAGGCAUGGGCACCUCUGGCCAGGUGUUUGCCACAAGUGCGUUGCGUGGCCUGCGAUUCUUUCAGAUACUUCGCAUGGUGCGCAUGGAUCGACGUGGCGGCACCUGGAAGCUGCUCGGCUCGGUUGUAUACGCACAUAGACAGGAGCUCAUCACUACUAUGUAUAUUGGAUUCUUAGGCCUAAUCUUUGCAUCAUUCCUAGUUUACAUGUGGGAGAAGGACGUCAACGAUAAGUUCAACAAUUUCGCCCAGGCGCUUUGGUGGGGCGUGAUUACGCUGUGCACCGUUGGCUAUGGCGACAUGGUGCCCAUCACCUGGCAGGGCAAAUUGAUAGCCUCCUGCUGUGCUCUAUUGGGCAUAUCCUUCUUUGCGCUGCCUGCGGGCAUUCUGGGCAGCGGCUUUGCGUUGAAGGUGCAACAACAGCAGCGGCAGAAGCACAUGAUACGGCGUCGUCAGCCGGCGGCAACACUCAUCCAGGCCGUCUGGCGUUGCUAUGCGGCCGAUGAGCAUUCCGUUUCAAUUGCCACCUGGAAGAUACAUCAGGUGGCUCUACCAAGUCCGCCCGCCUCUUCUGAAAACUGGGAGCGAUUAUUAAAAAACAUAACCGAAUAUAGACGGGCCUCAUCCAGUUUUAAGCACAACACAUCCUUCGUCGCCCGCCUGCCGACGAUAAGGCGUCACAAGAGCCAGACAAUCCAGACGCCUGGUGGCGAUGGCUCAACGCUGUCCAAGCCACCUGGCUCAUCACGUGCCUCCACUCGCUACACUCGCACCAUACGCGACAUCAACGCAUCUGUGGAGAAUCUGGCAAAGUCCACGCCGUUGCCUUCUGAUUUGGCCAAUUGCAAGCACAGCUCCAGUUUGGGCACAGUGCCAACAACAACAACAACAACAACUGCAACAACAACAACAACUUCGACUGCAGCUGAGCCGCAAGCUAAGCCCAAGGCUGUGGCUAGCUCUAAUACGUUGACCAUACCCGUUGUGCUCUGCGGUUUCCUGCACGGUGACUUCUUUGGCUCCACAUUCUCGCUGCGUAAUCCACGCGUGACGCCAUCGCCCGAUCUGGAGGCGGGCCACAUCCAGCAGCAGCCGGUGGAGGGGGCGGAGGAAAAGCCACAGCCACAGCCAAGUCCGAAUCCGAGUCCAAGUCCGAGCGGACGUACGGGUCGAUUUUUUGCGGCUGCCUCGCAUUUUCUGGAGACGGGCUCGUUGCAAGGACGCACGGAGCCGCAUGGCGCAUUUUAUGUGGCAAAUGAGGAUGAGGAGCCGCGUUGCACGCAGCUGACAAAUCGUCACAAGAUCGCCAUACGCUUUAUACGCAAGCUCAAGUACUUUGUUGCACGCCGCAAGUUUAAGGAGGCUUUGAAGCCAUACGAUGUCAAAGAUGUCAUGGAGCAAUAUGCGGCAGGUCAUGUGGAUCUGCUGGGUCGCGUCAAAAUGCUGCACUUGCGACUUGACCAAAUACUGGGCAAACAAGGCUCCAAGGCGAAGGACGUGUACGCCUCGAAGAUCAGUUUAGCCUCGCGUGUGGUUAAGGUCGAGCGUCAGGUGGUGGACAUUGAGGAGAAAUUGGAUAUUCUCAUCAAGGCCUAUAUGGAGGAUCGUGAUAGAUUCUUAGCGCUUCCGUUGCCCGCAAAUCCGAAACCCAAAAUACAUUCCAUUAGCCCUAGUCACAGUCACCAGCUGCAUCACAACGCACACAAUCAGAACAUGAUCGAUGUGUGGAAGCGAACAGCGACGCUCAGCGUGCAUCCCGAGCUGGUGACGACCGGCGCAUCCUCGUCGGCGGCCUCCUCAGUGGAUCGCCUGGACAGCAAUGAGACGGCGCUGACCUCCACGCAGACGGCAACCAUAACAACGGAUGCGAUUGCCACACAAACACCAAUGCCGCAUACACAGCAUACAGCGACCAAUACUAAGUCUUCCGUGCUUAACUCAUAUCAGCUACCGCCUGAGAAGCAACAGCACAAUGAUGUAUUUAUGACUGAUUUAGAGAAUAGAACUAAAAAACGCGUUACUUUAAGCCUGCAUAGAUCCACAUCGGAGCCAUAUAGCAAACACGAGCAGCGCAUUAAUAUGCCAGAUGAGGGCGCACAAUCCUUGGAUUCCAGUGCGAAGCCAACGCCGCCAGAUAGUUCAAUUAUCCUUAUCGAUGAGUACGAGGACUUCGAGGAGGAGGAUCUGAACUGCGAGGGCGAGAUGGAGCAUUUCCCAUCGUGGGAGAUUGACAGCGACAUUGGCGCCGAUGGCAUGGAUGUCGAUCCUGAUGGUGACUGUGAUGAGUCCACGGAGGACACGGCUCUCCUGCAAUGCGCCACGCGCACCGCCAUUGUCAUAACACCAAUUAGCCCAGUAAGCUCCGCACUCAAUCUUCAAAGUUUGAAUGACCAAACAACAACGCUUAAUAAAUCAAAUUUGCUUCCGCCAGAUUCUGGUUAGUUAAAAUGCAAUUGAAGUUAGUCGAUAUGUAAUAUCUAUUAUAUUAAUAAUAAUAAUAAUUAUUAUGAUAGCUACAAUAAUAAUAUCUGUAAGACGAGCGUGCACUCAUCAUCGAGUGCA